Nothobranchius furzeri (turquoise killifish) is the source of this 2524-nucleotide messenger RNA. It is a transcript of the gene capn12, whose product is annotated as calpain 12. Gene Ontology annotation, cellular component: cytoplasm. The record is from RefSeq and is a predicted model, not a curated record. Gene Ontology annotation, molecular function: calcium ion binding; calcium-dependent cysteine-type endopeptidase activity. Gene Ontology annotation, biological process: proteolysis. Lineage: Eukaryota; Metazoa; Chordata; Actinopteri; Cyprinodontiformes; Nothobranchiidae.
ACCGAGCCGGGGAGGUGCUCCAGUUGCCCCAGUUGGAUCCAGUGGGUGUGAGCUUCUAUUUAAACGCCGGUUGCAUCUGACAGCAGUUUUGUCUCCCUCCAUCUUCAUCAUCACCAGGCAGCAUGGCUUCUGAUCAGAAGGCUCCUCUGGGCUCCAUCGACAAUCCAAGGAAGUUCCUGGACCAGGACUUUGACGCUCUGCAGAAGGAGUGUCUGAAGCUUGGGAAGCUGUUUUCUGAUCCAACAUUUCCAGCCGAGCAGAAGUCCAUUGGCAUGCCGGAAGAUCCUAAUCCUGCUAAGGCAAUCAAAUGGAAGCGACCCAAGGAAAUCAGCAAGGAUGCUGUGUUUGUGGAUGAAACAACUGGGACCACUGACAUCUGCCAGGGCCAACUGGGUGACUGUUGGCUGCUGGCAGCUCUGUCCUCGCUCACCGUCCACUCACAACUCUUUGCUAAGGUGGUACCACCCAACCAGAGCCUGACUGAGCCCUACGCUGGGAUCUUUCACUUCACGUUCUGGCAGUAUGGUGAGUGGGUGGAAGUGGUGGUGGAUGACAGGCUGCCAGUGCGCGAUGGUCGUUUGCUCUUCAGCUACUCACGCGCCCGUAACGAGUUCUGGAGCGCCCUGGUGGAGAAGGCCUACGCCAAGUUGGUUGGAUCGUAUGGGAGCCUGAAGGGGGGCAACAUUUCAGAGGGCAUGGAGGAUUUUACAGGAGGAAUUGCGUACUCUCUUCCUGUUGCUUCUCGCACCCCUCCGGUCCUCUGGAGAUCAUUGAGUGCUGCUCUGACCCGAGGCAGCCUGCUCAGCUGCUUCAUCCAGGCUCACACCUACAGUGAUGUCGGUAAAGUGACACCAGACGGGCUGGUGAUGGGUCACGCCUAUGCAAUCACCAAUUCAGACAAGGUGAUGAAAGGAUCUGAGGAGGUUUUGUUGCUGAGGCUGAGGAACCCCUGGGGUUUUGUUGAAUUUUGUGGUUCCUGGAGUGACAAAUGUAAAGACUGGGAUGAAACAGACCAGGCAGAGAAGGACAGAAUUAAGCUGAAGCUGGAAGAGGAUGGAGAGUUCUGGAUCAGCAUUGAUGAUUUCAGCAAAACCUUCAACAUGGUGGAGCUCUGCAGCAUGAGUCCUGACUCUCUAGAGGAGGACACAGCUGCUGGCCAGUCCACCUGGACCGUCAGCGAGCACAAAGGAACAUGGGUAUCUGGGAGCACAGCUGGUGGCUCCCGCAAAAACAACAAAUCCUUCUGGAAGAACCCCCAGUUCCACUUGGUGCUCCAAGAGCAAGACCAGGAUGAGGAGGAAGAGGAGGAGGAGGAGGACAAUGACCAGCAGGAUGACGAUGAUAAACUUGAUGAUGGGGAUCAGAUGAUGACUGCAGAGGAGAAGAAGAAAGCACAGAAGCAGAAGCAGAAAGCCAAGCACUGCACCGUGCUGGUGGAGCUGCUGCAGAAAAACAGACGGCAGAAGGAUAAAACUAAUUUCCUUUAUGUAGCGUUUCAUGUCUACAAGGUUUCUCCCGAGAUGCAAGGUACUUGUCUGGACCGCAACUUCUUCAUGACAAAUCGCCCGGUGGGUCGUUCUGGAACGUACAAAGCUCAGAGAGGAGUGUGGAGGAAGCUGCGUCUGGACCCGGGGAACUACAUCAUCGUGGGAUCCACUUAUCGACCCAAUGCACCUGGAGAAUUCUUCAUUCGAAUUUUCUCCAAGACCUCAAACACGCUGGGAGUUCAGGACUUCAGCUGCUCUUCUGGCUACCGCCCAGUUAUGGCCACUCCUAUUUCUCCUGAAGAUCAGACAAGCAUUGAGAAAACUUUUGUUAAUAAAGCUGGCCCGGAUGACAGAUUGGAUGUCAAUGGGAUCAUGAAGCUGCUGAACUCAGUCAUUGAGAAAGAUUACCAUCUGCCUCUGGAGACAUGCAGACAGAUCAUCUUUGGAGAAGACACGGAGGGGCGCUCCACCCUCAGCCGUGAGCAAGUAGAGAAUCUGCUGACUGAUCUGCGCACCCUUCAGUCCAUUUUCAAUCAGUUUGAUGAAGACUCUUCUGGGACAAUGAGCCCCUUUGAGCUCAGCUUAGCACUAGAGGCUGUUGGAUUGCAGUGUGACAACAAAGUAGUUCAGCUACUGUCUGAGCGCUUUGUCGCAGGAGAACAAGAUCUGCCUUUCCAUGGCUUUGUCUCAUGUGUAACCAGGCUGCGCAAGCUUUUUGCUCUGUUUGACUCUCAGACCAACCAGGAGGUGAAGGACAAAGGGAUCAAUGCUUGGCUACUUCAGUUUCUGACACUGUGAAGAAGCUGCUCGCUGCAGGAGAGCAGAAAAUCUCAGAGUCAGAAAACAGGGAGACUUUUGCUUCCUCGCUGUUAUCGUUUCUCUUUUUGAUUUAUUUCACUACUAUUUGAUGUCUUGUGUAAUACUGUCACACAUUAAAAUAUAUCAUCAGACAAACAACAACACAACAUUCUUAAUGCUGAGUAUCCUUUUCCAGUCUUGCUGACUCUUUCCUAAAUAAAAAUUUUGUGACAACCUAA